AACGCGCGAAACGAAACGCAGGUGGCUGCUUCUGCUGUUGUGACUUCGACUUCUGCUGUUUGGGGUUUGGGUGAUUAUAUUUGGUUUGGUUUCAUAAAGUCCCAAAUGGUUCGCCGUAAAUGUGUGCUUCGGGCUUGUCCCCAUCACCAUUAUGGUUUGGAAAAAAUUGGUGGGAACAUAGUGAGACCUCAUUCAUUUCCAAGGAGUGAUUAUCCAGCUUGGUCGAAAUGGCAACAGUUUGUCAUUCAACAUAAUGGGUCUAUGGAGAAGAGCAGAUCUCGAAAUAUUUUAUGUUCCGCUCACUUCCAACCAAACCUCUUGAAUGCAGACGGUACAUUAUCAAUUGACGCUGUGCCAACAAUUUCUCCUGAGUUUGUUAGACUGCUGGCUCUAAAACAUGGUGAUGUCAGUCCUUCCAAUAUUUACCCUUUGCCCGAAAAGAUUAAAUCAAAUAAGAUUUCAACACCUGUUAUUUUUCUUAAGAAUGUCGUUGAAGGAUAUAAACCUGAACAACAACAGCUUCCUGGUUGUCAACCGUCAAGUUCUGAACUCCGAAAAAGAAAGCGAAUUAAUGACCUUUGUGAAUGUGAGUUUAUCUGCCCCGUGAAAACCAAGGUGGGCCUACAGAUAAUCAACGACACACUGAGAAUUUGGGGUAGUUUGGCAAAGGCGAAUGAUAAAGAAAAAGUGGACCGUAAAGCUCUUAAAGGUAAUAAGGUUAUUGAAAUUGAGGAGGAGUGUGGGGGCAACUGCUACAACUGUUCAAAGAAAUAAUAUCCCACAAAAUAAGACAAUUUAAGGAAAAGAAAAACUUGUUUUUUAUGUGGGGGAGGGGGUGUGUGUGUGUGCAUAAUUUGUGUGUCGGCCUUGACAAAUAUCAUGCAAGAUGUUGAUUAGAUUAAAAUAGUGACUCAAAUUA
This is a messenger RNA of Thrips palmi, 919 nucleotides long. RefSeq lists its product as uncharacterized. NCBI's taxonomy places the organism in Eukaryota, Metazoa, Arthropoda, Insecta, Thysanoptera, Thripidae. Bases 106 to 774 code for a protein of 222 amino acids. The transcript is spliced from 4 exons. The record is from RefSeq and is a predicted model, not a curated record.